UUGAUAAAGAAUUAUUAUACUCUUCUUUUAUCAUUUCGUUGUCAUUACAGUGAUAUUUUCAUAUUGCCAUUGCUUUAAGUUUUUUGUGAACCUUUAACAAUACUGAGUUUGCUACUGAAGUGAAGUGAGACAUGGCUGCUGAACUUGUGAUCGGGUCUCUUCUCUCUUCUUCUUUUGAUUUUUUGCUGGAAAAGAUUGCUUCUCCUUAUGUUGAGGAGUUCUUCUUCAAGGGAAAUAAAAGUUGUGUUUCUGAGAGGCUUUUCAAGUUGAAGUCAACGUUCAACUGUCUCGCUGCUGUUCGUUUCGAGGUGGAGAACAAGAAAAUCAAAAACCCUGCUGUGGAGGAGUGGCUGGACGAUCUUCUCGACGCUGUGGAUGAUGCUGAGGACUUCUUUGGCGAUGUUGAAUAUGAUGCUCUCAAACCGAAGAAAGCUGCUGAGUCAAGGAAAGCAAGAAGAAAGGCAAGUAAGUUACUCUCUCGUUUCUUCUCCAAACCUUCGAAUUCAAUUGAUCGUAAAAGAAACACCGAUAUGGAAGAGAUUCUUCUGAGAUUGGAGUUGUUGGCAAAUCAAAUUGGAAUCUUGAAUCUAGAAAACAAUGUUGUUGAGGUGAAACCAUCAGAAAUGUUGUUUGUUAAGACUUCACUGCCGGAUGAACCUGAAGUUUAUGGUAGAGAGAAUGACAAGGAUGCUUUAAUGAAGUUAUUAAUGUCAGAUGAUGUAUGCGGUGAUCAAAAGAUAUGUGAUGUCAUUCCCAUAGUGGGAAUGGGUGGGAUUGGAAAAACUACCCUUGCUCAAACCCUUUUCAAUGAUGAAGAAGUGACGAAGAUGUUUGAACUUAAGGUGUGGGUGUACGUUUCUGAUAAAUUUGACGCCAUGGCUGUGACAAAAACCAUUCUUCAACAAGUAGCUCCGGAUGAUGAUGUUCGCAAUGGCAUGGAUUUGAAUUCGCUUCAAGUUAACUUGGCGAAGAAGUUAAUGGGAAAAAAGUUUUUGAUUGUUCUAGACGAUGCUUGGGCGGAUGAUUAUGUUCAGUGGAAGGAAGUGAUGAAGCCUUUCAAGGAUGGAGCCAAAGGCAGCAAAAUAGUAGUAACAACAAGAAAGAAGACAGUUGCGGAUAGCAUUGGAACCGUUGAUCCACACUAUCUUAAAGAAUUAUCACAAGAUGAGUGUUGGGAACUGUUUGCGAAACACGCCUCUCGUGGAAAUCUUGAAAUGUUUAUUGAGAAUCCAAGAUUGGAAAGUAUCGGCAGAGAAGUUGUUAAGAAAUGUAAUGGCUUGCCUUUAGCUGCUAAAGUUCUAGGAGGGCUCUUGAGAUCGACGUUGGAUGCUACGAGAUGGGAACAAAUAGCAAAGAGUAAUAUUUGGGAGCUGACAGAUAAAAGGAGCAAGAUUCUUCCUGCAGCUUUAGAAGUGAGCUACCACUAUCUUCCUGCACACUUGAAAAAAUGUUUUGCUUAUUGUUCAAUAUUCCCAAAAGGUUAUUUAUUUGAAAGACAGGAGUUGGUCUUAAUAUGGAUGGCAGAAAAUCUGGUGAAGCAUUCCAAAGAGAAUAGGAGAAUGGAAGAAGUUGGUGAUGAGUAUUUUGAUGAAUUAAUAUCUAUGUCGUUUUUUCAACCGAGGACCGAUUACUUUAAUAAGCCGUGUUUUGUUAUGCAUGACCUUAUAGUUGAUUUGGCUAGAGUUGUUUCUGGAAAAUAUUGUUGUUUGUUAGAGCAUAAUGAAGAUAUUGAUAAGUUUGAGAAGAAGACUCGUUACCUUGGAUGUGCCACAGAAGUCCUUUGUUAUGGUGAUAAGAUAUCUACUUAUGAUUUUAAAGCUACUCGUUUGCGAACCCUUUUGUCAAUAAGAUCUAGUCUUGGUGGUUCAUUGGUUCCUAAGGAAGUAGUGCACGAUUUGCUGCCGAAGUUGAAGUGUUUGAAAGUUUUAUCUUUUCGUGGUAUCACCGAUUUGGCUGAUUCAAUCAGUGAUCUAAAAUAUCUUCGCUAUUUAGACCUUUCUGGCACCGACAUUGUGAUGUUGCCCGAAUCUGUAACUUUAUUGUACAAUUUACAGACAUUGAAAUUAGAAAAUUGUCAUCGACUUGAAUCUCUGCCUAAAGAUAUGCAUCAUCUCAUUAAUUUGAGACAUCUUAUUAUCAGGCAAGAAGAGGUGUUAAAUGAAAUUGGGUCGUUGAAAGAGAUGCCAAGCCAAAUAAGUAAAUUGAUGAAUCUCCAAAUGUUGACAACAUUCAUUGUGGGAAAGAAUAGUGGCGCUAAAAUAGAAGAGUUGGCAAAACUUUCAAGUCUACGCGGAGAACUUUCCAUUAAGAAGUUAGAAAAUGUGGCCAAUAUUACCAAAGCAUCGGAUCAAGUCAAUGUACUGGAUAAGAAGCAACUUGAGAAAUUGAGUUUGGUAUGGACUGCUUAUGUUGUUGUUGAUCCAAAACAUGGAGAGGUUGUGCUUGAAAUGCUUUCACCUAACACAACGUUGAAGCAAAUCAAGAUUCUUGAUUAUCCAGGCACAAAAUUUCCAAAUUGGGUUGGGGAUGAUUCAUUCAGCAACAUUGUUGAAGUAAGGCUUGAUAAGUGUCGACGUUGCUCCUAUCUACCUCCUCUUGGACAACUGCCUUCACUAAAAAUUCUUCACAUUUCAAGUUUUGAUUCAGUAACGACUGUGGGUGCUGAGUUUUACGGGAAUAGUUCUGCGAAGAAGAAGCCAUUUUCAUCAUUGGAAACCUUAAGGUUCAGCUUCAUGUCAUCAUGGGAGCAAUGGCAUUCAAUGCAAACUGAAGAUGCAGCAACAUAUGGAAAGCUCAAAACACUUUGUAUUUCUGAUUGUCCUAAGCUCAUUGGGGAUUUGCCUCGCUUCCUUCCUUCAUUAACAAAGAUUGAAAUUGAUGCACAUAAGCAGUGUGCUUUAAAUAUCCCAAGAUUACCUUGUGUGAGAGAAAUGGAAAUUACAUAUUUGGAAAAUAUAGAGUCAUUGUAUGAGGCAAUAAAGGCAAUGAAUCCUUCUUCUUCGACUGGAAGUUUGCUUACCACUCUCACUCCUCUUCAGUCACUUACUUUGAGUAAGUGUGGGUCAUCCUUUAGAUCCUUCCAUAUGGAUUUAUUUCCCACUCUUCGAACUCUUGAAAUAAGCUACUGCGAUUACUUUGAAUCCCUCUCAAUGUCCGAUGGUCAAUGUCAGGAACUAACUUCUCUAUCUAUCUCUUGUUGUGAUAGCUUUGUGUCUUUCCCUAAUGGUGAACUUAUUGCUCCCAAACUGAGAGAAUUUCAGAUUUUUCUUUGCCCUAAAUUGAAGUGGUUGCCUGAGAAGAUGACUUCCCUCUCAUCUUUGAAAUCUUUGACAAUCGGAAGUUGUCCAUUAAUAAAGACUAUUCCUGAAGGUGGUCUGCCCAUUAGUUUGUCUAAACUUGGGAUAAACUAUCAUCAACUUUUGAGGAUGAAAUGGAAUCGGCAAACAUUACCCAAUCUCAGGGAUGUUAUAGUUGACGGAGAUGAAGAAGAUUUGGAAUCAUUUCCGGAGGAAGGACUACUGCCUGCCACUAUCACCUCUCUUACUAUCCAUAGAUUUUCAAAACUUAGAGGCCUGGACAAAAAUGGGCUGAGUCAACUCACCUCCUUGCAACAACUUCACAUCUUGUGGUGCCCUGAGUUGCAGACAUUAUCAGAAGAAGGGUUUCCAACCUCCCUCUGCUCUUUGAGUAUAUAUGAUUGUCCUCUGCUGAAGAAAAUUUACGACACAAAGGACAGUGAGAAUAAGGAGUAUUGGAGAAAGAUUAGUCAUAUACCCCAUGUCAAAUUUAUUUGAGCAAGCAUUUACCAUACGUCACAUCCCAAUCUUUCACACAACUACUCUGAAUGUUGAAUCAAAUAAUUGAGAUCAUCACUCAUUUAUUUAUGGAAUGUGCAUUAAUUCAGCAGCUGUGGAUGAAUUUACGGAAUUCGAAAUUCAAUGGUGUCUGCCUUGGUCUUGUGCUCAAAUGAUUGAGAGAAAAUUGUUAGGAGGAAGGCAGAAGCCAAAGCUGUGGUUAGCGGCCAUUUUAGGUUGCAACUUGGAUUUAUAAAACUCAAGACUUUGAGGGAUCGACUUUCUUUCCUAGGCCUUUGUAGAGAUUGGGGAAGGUUUUUGUACUAAUUAUGUUUUAGUUUGUAGUUAUCUCUUAUUAGUUUUGUCUUAUGAUUGUGCUGCUAGAGAUGUGUUCUUUAUUUUCAUGUAAUUCUCAAGUUUUCUGUUUGUUACCAAGGUUUUCCUCCGCCACAAGUGAGGGCUUUCAAUAAAUUUGGGAGGAGGUCACUCAUGGACAUGUGA
Molecule: messenger RNA, 4295 nt
Organism: Humulus lupulus (European hop)
Lineage: Eukaryota; Viridiplantae; Streptophyta; Magnoliopsida; Rosales; Cannabaceae
Product: putative disease resistance protein At3g14460
Exons: 2
Coding region: 132-3794 (1220 amino acids)
Biological process (GO): defense response to other organism
Molecular function (GO): ADP binding
Source: RefSeq, a predicted model, not a curated record